GAGAAUUAACCAACAGAAGAGAAGAAAGUGUGUGUAUGUUAGUAAGGGAACAUGGGGGCAGUCUGCCAGAGAGUGAUAACCCCAGCUUAAAUCUCAGCCCACAUUACCUGCACUUCUACACACUCAUUAGUACACACGCAUGCGCACACACUCAGCUAUGAUGGACUGUAAACUGAGCAGAGCAAAGUGACUUCCCUCCAGUUUGUGUUAACCAAAGAUCUGAUUGCAGCCACAAACUAUUGCUCUUUGUUUCAGAGUCAGUAUGGAGGAGGCUGACCUAUUACGAGGGAGACUACAGGCCAUCACAGAGAAAAGAAGAAUACAAGAGGACAUUGCAAAGAAACGGAGAGUGAUUGAGGAAGAGAAAUUAAAACUUCAGUAUCUAAAGAAAAAAGCCUUGCGAGAGCAGUGGCUCAUGGAUGGCCUGAGCGGUCAGAAUGAGCAGGAGGAAGAGGCCAUGAGGGCACAGGCUCAAGAGGAGCAGCAGCAGGCCACAGUCUUGCAACAACAAAUCCACAGAAUAGAGCUUGAGAUUGAGGACCUUGAAACAGUGGAGAUGUCUAUCUCAGCAAAUGAAGAGAUUAUUUUAAAGCGACUGAAGGAGGUAGAGAGGACAGCUGAAGACAUUAUAAAGGGAGCUGCAGGUGGCAAUCCAGAAUCUGGUGGUGGCACAGAAGUGAAUGACACUUUCUUACCCAUUGAGAAUCAGACACAAACAGAACUUAAUACAAUCUCCAAGUCAGUCACCAUGGAGACAAGUGAGCAAUCCAACACAGAAAACAUCCCAGACUAUGAGAUGGACAUCCAGGAGACCACAUUAAUUGAAAACCAGGACACAAGCGCUGAAGAUGAACAGGCUUGCAAUGAUGAUAUUCUUUUUGAAUCCCUGAGUGCCAAAGUAGCUGAUGCCAUUUUAGCAGAUUUGCCUCCCACAGUGACAAAUGGUGAUGAAUUUGAAGACAUGCCCUCCCCGAAAGAAGCUUUAGUAUUGGAGGACACAAAUGGUGAGCUAAAUCGCAAUGAAUCUAUUACCUCGUCUGUGUCUGAUACACCAUCUAGUGCUGAGAGCAUGUAUGAGAAUGAGGCCAUGCAAAAAAGACAGGAUUCAGUGAAAGAGGAACCGAGGAAAAAUAUUGUGACUGUAAUAGAAGAUGCCGAGGAUGUUGAUAUACUAAAUCCAUUAAAAGCAGAAUUCCAUGAGGAUAUCCUAGAUGGCUUAGGCUGUGAAGUAGACGAAUGCAUGUUGGAAUCAUUCAUCCGGGAAGAAGUUAUGUCAGACAUCUCAAAUGAGUCUGGUCAAAAUCCUGAAGAUUUGGAGGAAUGUCUAUUGGUAGAAAUUGCUGCAGCAUCAUCUGACAGUGAGACAGAUGAGAAAUGGAGAACAAUAUUUUCUUCCUCUAUUAAUAAGGAGGAUGAUGACUCCUAUCUUGACAGCCUUCAGCUAAGUGCACAAGAGCUAUUCAUUCAAAAGCCAGAAGUGAAGACUGUUGAAAACCAGUUAGAUGCACAGGAUGAGCCUGAGCAGGAUAUGCCUGUAGAGGAUGCUGUGUUGGAGCAACCUGAAAUUUCCCCAACUUAUGCCCUGCCUACACAAGAGAUCUUGUAUAAUCCCUCUACACUAUUCCAUGGCUUGUCCAAAAUAUCUGAGGAUGAAGAGGAGCUCGGGAAGGGUUCUGUAAAUCAUAAAGAAUUUUCAUCUACUUCUGUCAAGUCAGACUCAAACAAGAAAAUACCAAAAGAUUAUUGUGUGAUUCAGGAGAUGAAGAGUGAAAAUGUCAGCACAGAGCACGUGGAUUUCAGAGUUGCACGCAAUCAGUGGCUGCAGAUGGAGGAGCAAACAAAGAACAUCACACAUCAUCCAGUCCUCAGGACUGGGACCUGCCAGGGCAAUCACAGCUACAUGUACACACCAGUGCGCAACAUUGACAGACAGAAGAGGGAUGCCGAAUUAGAGAAUUUAGCACUUGGCAGAGACUACCAACAUGCCCAGUUUAGCCCCUGCUCAGAAGAUUCAGGAGUAGAUGAUUCUAGUUUCAGGUCACCUUAUGAUGACCCAGAAACCCCAGUAGAAAAAGAAAUUCGGUCUGUCAUGGAGAAAGAGGAAAUCCUGAAACGCGAAUGGGCUAUGUCCAAAUCAUACAUAAGUGACUGUGUGCCAGGAAAAGGAAAACCUGUCAUCUUGAACCCUGGGAAAUUAUGUCAAGAGGUUGACGAGAAGAGAAAGAUGCUUGACCAUCAGGAAGAUGACUGCAGAUUAUCCUCCAGCACCCAGAUGCCAUCGUUCAUCAUUACAUCCUCCCCAACAAGAUCACAGAAGCAUGAAAUGGCAGCCAACAAUGUCAUUAUCCUUGAACCUGAAUCUUGCCAUCAAAGUCCACGCCAUUCUGGAAAGCUGGUGACAUCUAAAUCUGCUGACUGGAAAUCAGAGGAAAACCCCAGCGUAAUCAUACUGGAAACAUCAAACCUAAUUAUUCGAAGUGCAUCAGAGUUAAACCUAAACUCUGUCUCUGUGGUACAUGAAGAGAAAACCUUUCUCAAUAACCCGUUUUUCAAGUUGCGGUCCCGGAGCUCCCUCUCUCUGGUUGAUGAAGAGAUUAAGAUGGUAAAGCAACGAGAGGAGGAACUGAAAAGACAAAGAGCAAGCCUUUACACUAAAGAGAAUUUUCUUGCUUCUCCAAAUCUCCUGGACAACCCAUUUGACAAACAAGAUGAUAUCCCUAUCAAAUGUAAAUCAUCCCCCUCAUCCCCUAUGAAGACAUAUAAGAUGGAUCGAUCAACACUAUCCUGUGAUAACAGAUUCCCUGAGGCCUAUUCUGGUGGUCGUCGUAAAAGUGCCAUGGCUCUGCGGUGGGAAGCAGGGGAGUUUGCAAAUCACUAGAGAGGAACAGACUAGAUCUCAAACAGUAAUUAUCCAUGUUCUUUGUAAGAAACUUCAAGCAGUGUUACAGACUGAUACUGAUUUCAUCAUAAGCACAUGCUGUUGCUUGUGUGAUAUUUGCAGCUUUUCAUUCAUGUUCUCUCAAAGGCAGGAGAUCUGAGGGCUUGCCAUAAUGCCUGAAUGUUAGCUAAAUUGUAGUUGUUCAGUCUAUGCUUGUUCUUGUCAUAAAUGUCCAGAAAGAUUUUAAACAUAUUUUAUUGUAAUGUCUUAGUACAGAGUUCAGGAAAAUGUGUCCUGUAUUUUCAUACUGUAUUUUCCUGUAAGUUGAUUUAACCCUUGGCUAUACUGAAAUAUGUGACACUAUAGAGAUUACAUUGGCUAUUUCUGCCUCCAAUCUGCACUACAGUGAAGCCAACCUAAGAGAUUUCAUUAGUAUACUGACUUCUGCUGCCCUUUUACCUGAAAGUUAGUAUUUGUUACAAUACAGGUGGUCUUUUUAUGACAAGAUCAUUACCUUUUAAUAUAGCUAUUAUAGAGACCCAAAAUGAGAGAGAGAGUAACUUGAAUAUUGAACACUGAUAUUUAACUGCUUUAUUGUGUAAAUGGAGAACCCAUUAUGUAAUGCUUUCCUAUUUGUCUAAAAACAUAUUUGUAUGCUCAUGUGACUCUGUUUUAGUCUAAAAGUAUUAUGGCUAUAAAGUAUUGCUAGUUUGUAUUCAGGUACGCCACCAUUAAGUACACAUAUGCAUUGCUUUUUAUCUGAGAAAAGAAUGGAAAAAAAAACACUUGAGUUGUUGAUAUUUAAAUUAAAACAAUAAAUUGAAACGAGCAUCGAAACAAAAACAAUAAACGAGAAAAUAUGA
Messenger RNA from Tachysurus vachellii, 3741 nucleotides. RefSeq names its product probable serine/threonine-protein kinase kinX. Gene Ontology annotation, biological process: regulation of cell shape. Gene Ontology annotation, cellular component: cytoplasm; membrane. Lineage: Eukaryota; Metazoa; Chordata; Actinopteri; Siluriformes; Bagridae. Bases 263 to 2878 code for a protein of 871 amino acids. The record is from RefSeq and is a predicted model, not a curated record. The transcript is spliced from 8 exons.